AAAAAAACAACCUCGAUGUGGUCGACUGAUCCAACAUAGUAUUAAAAAAGGGGAUUUACAUGUGCAACUACUGACGCAUUGUAUCACUGAAACGCUCUUUGUAUUUUACUCAAAUAAAGUAUUGGAUCGAGAAAUCAACAUUUUACGUACAAAACUCACACAAUUCGGAUUAUAAAAACCCAGAUUCUACUACUACUGUUACUUUGCGUACUCAUCUUCCCCUUUUCUCAAGAUCUCUAAUCUCUUUCUCUCUUCCCCAGACAGACAAACAUGCAGUCUGAGUGACUGAACUACUGCUGACUGCAUGUCUGCACUCACAAUUGGUAAUUGAUCAUCAUCACUAAUUUUCUAGAUCUCGAUCAACAAAUUAGAGUAUCAAGAGAAAUGGGUGUUAGAAGAAGAUUACACGAGAGAAGCACUUGGUUUUGUGUUUUUCUGAGCGUCUUAUUGAUGAUUACAAGUUAUGAAGCCAAUGGAAAGAGUAUUAAAGAAAACAGUAACACAUGUAGCAGGAGGAUUAGCAGUAGUUUCAUGAUAAGGGAAAGUAGUGCUGCUGGUAAUAGUACCAGUAGAAGAAGAAGCAGCAGCAGUUGUGAUAUUUUUCAAGGGAGAUGGGUUUUUGAUAAUUCAUACCCACUCUAUAAUCUUACAACUUGUCCGUUCAUUCGUAGAGAGUUCAACUGUAUCAAGUAUGGCAGACCUGAUUCUCUUUAUCUCAAAUAUCGAUGGCAGCCCAGCUAUUGUACAUUGCCCAGGUUUGACGGAAAAGAUUUCUUAACGAGGUUUAAGGGAAAGAAAAUUAUGUUUGUAGGAGACUCUCUAAGUCUCAACUUCUGGCAGUCACUUGUUUGCCUCCUGCAUUCUGCAGUUCCUCGAGCAAACAUCGUCCAAAAGACUACAAACACAACCAACAUGUAUACCUUUCAGGACUAUGGAGUUUCAGUGAUACUAUAUCGUUCUCUUUUGCUAGUCGACACGGAUAGUGAAAAAAUUGGUCGUGUUCUGAAGCUUGACUCGAUUAAAAAUGGUGGAGACGUAUGGAAAAAUAUGGACGUUUUGAUUUUUAAUACUUGGCUUUGGUGGGGUAGAAGAGGAGCCAAACAACCAUGGGACUACGUUCAACAUGGCAACAAAAUAUCUAAGGACAUGGAUCGUAUGCUUGCUUUCCGGUUAGCGUUAACAACAUGGGCAAAGUGGGUUACCACAGACGUUAACUCUACCAAAACAAAAGUCUUCUUCCAAGGAAUUUCUCCAUCGCAUUACAAUGGCCAUGACUGGAAUCAACCUGGAAUAAAGAGUUGUUCAAAUCAGACGGAGCCGUUAUCUGGUUGUAGUUAUCCUGCUGGAUUACCAUCUGUAACAACAAUUGUGAAAGAUGUUUUAAGUAAUGUUCUCUCGAAAAAUAUAGUUCAUUUGUUGGACAUUACAACUCUUUCACAACUCAGAAAAGAUGCACAUCCGAGUGCAUUUAAUGGCUUCAAAAAUAUGGAUUGUACUCACUGGUGUCUUCCAGGUCUUCCGGAUACCUGGAAUCAGCUUCUUUAUGCACAACUCUCUUCCUUGUUCCCUUAGAAUAGAAAAAUUACUCAUAGUUCAUUCAUAUCAACCGCAUAUACAGAACAACAACUUUCUUUCUUUACGUCAAUAUAGUGAUCGAUUAUUGACCAACAAGAGGUAAUUAAGCUUAGUGCUACGUUCUCUUGAUCAUUGAGAAUAUUCAUAUUUAAAGACUUCUGUUAUCUUCAUACAAUAUGUAAGAAGAAAUAAGAAAAUUCAUAUCUUUUGUAUUUUA
Molecule: messenger RNA, 1792 nt
Organism: Papaver somniferum (opium poppy)
Lineage: Eukaryota; Viridiplantae; Streptophyta; Magnoliopsida; Ranunculales; Papaveraceae
Product: protein trichome birefringence-like 38
Exons: 5
Coding region: 385-1572 (395 amino acids)
Cellular component (GO): Golgi apparatus
Molecular function (GO): O-acetyltransferase activity
Source: RefSeq, a predicted model, not a curated record